Molecule: messenger RNA, 1835 nt
Organism: Quercus lobata
Lineage: Eukaryota; Viridiplantae; Streptophyta; Magnoliopsida; Fagales; Fagaceae
Exons: 15
Coding region: 300-1460 (386 amino acids)
Source: RefSeq, a predicted model, not a curated record
CACGAGUCACGACGCAACCUGCAGGGUCGGAAGAGUGAACAGCGACUGCUCUAUCCCGCUGCACUUCUCUCACUCUACACACCCAGAUUGAGAGAUAUACAAACACACGCACAGAGAGAGAGAGAGAGAGAGAGCUCUUUUCUUGUCACUUCAACUUCUACUCACGCUUACGCUUUGCUUCUUCUAAAUUUCGGAGAGAGAGAGAGAAAGAGGAGGAUUCAUUAUUUAAUGCCGUACCGUUGUCGCACAUAUUAGUCUCUACUACUUCACCGACUCUCUCCCGCACUACCAAAUCGGCUAUGGCUCUCCCGAUUGGGAAGGUGGUCGUUCUUCUUGGUGCAGGUAUUGUUGGUUCAGUACUUGCAAAAGAAGGGCGUAUGUCAACUGUAUCUGAUUUCGUCUCUGGUGCUUUUAAGAUUGUUUUGAGGCAAAUAAAACAAGAUGAUUCUUCCUCAUCAGUUAAAAAACCACACAAUGACUCUCUAAUGGCUCAGGUUAACAGCCUACGGCAAGAGUUGCAGUCAUUGGCAUCAAAUGGGCCCAUUACAAUUGUGACCACGAGUGGAAGAGGUACUACCAGAUAUGGUGUUAUUAUCGUUGUGGUCGUUUUAGGAUAUGGCUAUGUUUGGUGGAAGGGCUGGAAACUCCCUGAUUUGAUGUUUGCGUCAAAGCGUGGUUUAAAUGAUGCUUGCAAUAGUAUAGCUAAACAGCUUGAGAGUGUAUAUUCAUCAAUCUCAGCCACCAAGAGGGGGCUAUCUUCAAGAAUGGACGUCAUGGAUUCAACCUUGGAUGAGUGUGCAGAAAUUACUUCUGAAACACAACAAGAGGUUUCUGAACUACGAAAAAGAACGGAUUUCGUUGGUGUGGAUGUUAUAAAUAUCCAUGAUGCAGUACAGACUCUGGAAACGAAGAUUAGUAGAAUAGAAGGGAAACAGGAUCUUACAAAUGAAGGAGUAAGGAGGUUGUGUCAUUAUGCCCGGAACCUGGAAAAUAGCAGAACCGCAGAAAGUGCUCAGGCAUUGCCUUCCAGUUCCUCCAAGCUAGCUCUUGAACAGCCGCCUACUACUCCCUCUUCAAUGGUGGCACCAUCCAGUUCCUACAGGCCAGCUCUUGAACUACCACCGAUUUUGCCCUCAUCAAGGAGUGCAUCUUUGCCCCCUGUUUUAUCUGCUGAACCUCUGCCUUCCUCAGGUUCCAAUGGAUCUCACCAGGUUAAACGACCACUGCAGAAUGCUAUCUCUGGUCUCCAGGACAUUAGUGGAAUUUCAGAAGUGGUAGAGGCCUCAAGAAAUCAUGAGGUUUCUAAUGGGAAUCAAGCUUUAGAAGACACCAAUGGUGGGGCUUCAAGUUAUGGUCGGUUCGGGCUGAGGUUUCCUAGCAUUAGUACUUCAUUUCUAUCAAGAACGCGUAGUGCGACAAAUGCAGUGUUACAACAAACACGUUCAAGUAGUCAACAAUAAUGAGGAUCUAUUGUGUUGAUCCCAAUUAGAACAUCUAUAUAAAGAUUUACCAUUGGACUCUGCUUGUGGAAAAGAUUUCAGGGGUUACUUGUGGCUGGCCUGAGACCCCCAUUAAAUAUAGGUUGUGCCCAUGCCAAAUUGAUGGAAACAGGACUGGGUACUGAAUUUUGUAGAGCUGUUUACAUUAUAACGUUUAAAUAGGGUUAUUCUUGACGUGUAACUAAAAUUAUACAGUUCCCUUUUUGGUCUAAAGAACGGUGGCUACUGGAGAGAGAGGGUCUGGCAAACAAAGAGAGGCUUCCAAAAAUAAGCAAUUUCUUUUCUGUUUAUGUAACUUCGACCCUAUGAUAAAGAUAAUUGUUCGUCUCAGCUUGA